AUCAACCAAAAACAUAAAACAACAAGAAAUGACUUCACACACUAUUUGAAUAACAAUACAUUAACCAUAAAGUAAAGGAGAAUUGACCUUUGUAGCAAACUUUCUUUAUAUUUGAAAACCGACUGUGAACAAAGACGGUCAUCGACCUCUGACCGCACGCUGGAGAAAGACUCGAACCGAACCUCUCGGAAUUGCAAACGGACAGCUCGUCGACUCGACUCGCACCUGUGGUGUCAUUUUGGAUGAUUUCGAGGCUGUUUUUGGGUGGUUUUCGGGCUGGAAUUCGUACUGAUUUAUGGAGGUGUUUUGAUGUGAGUUUUGCUGUAUUUUUCAGCUUAUUUGAUGUAGUUUUUCAACAAGAUUUGAUGUUGUUUUUCAGCAGUCUUUUAUGCUGUUUUUAUGCUGUUUUUCAGCAGCUUUUGAAGCAUUUUAGGACUGAAUUUUAUGGAGCUUUUGUUGCAUUUUUAUGGUAUUUGAAGGCUGAUAUCUAGAGGAAAAGGAUGGUGUGUUUGGUUAUUGAUGGGUGAUUUUUUUGGGGGGGUUGAAUUUCAGCUAAGUUUGGGGUAUUUUUUGAGUUGUUUUUGCAGCUGGAAUUUUUGGUUGGCUUUUUUUUUAUGGAAUUUUUGUGGAGCUUGGUGGUGUCUUAACAAUGGUGGAAUGGAGUGGAUUUUUCUGAUUUUUCUGUUUGUGUGUCGUGUGUUAUAAGUAGAAUGAGUAGGAAGGGUGAGGAAUAUGAGUGGAGAGAGUGGGAACACGAGUGGGGAAAGUGGGGGAAAUGAGAAGUAAGUGGAGAAAGUGGGAAAAGUGUGAAUAAAUUCAAACAUGGUCAAAAAUUAGUUGCUCAUAGGUAUGAGCGCCAUAUGACUUGCAGCUUGUGUAAAGCAAAGGGACACAAUAAGAGAAGUUGUCCACAUGCUGAAGGUUCAACAUCUGCUGUUGUUGCUGCUGCUUCAGCAUUUGUUCCACAUGCUGGAAGAAGAAGAGGUAGAGGAAUUGAAAGUGCUCCAUCUACUGCUGCAACUUCAUCAUCGUGUGGUUCAACAAGUAUUUCUGGAAGAGGUAGGGGAAAGGGAAGUGCUCCAUCUACUGCUGCAGCUUCAUCAUCGUGUGGUUCAAUAAGUAUUUCUGGAAGAGGCAGGGGAAAGGGAAGUGCUCCACCUGCAGGUUCAUCAAGUAUGCCAUAUGCUGGUUCAACAUGUGCUUUUGGAAGAGGAAGAGCUAGAGGAAAGGAAAGUGGAAUGGAUGCUAGAGGAAGGGGAAAGGGAACUAAUGGCUUUGAGAGUUCAAGUGACUUGGAGGGUUGGUUUAAUUGUUCAGAUGGGUCUGCUAACAAUACUCUUGAAAAGAGAAGAAAUUCAAUUGGUUCUCGCCCUUUUAAAAGGCCAAGGAUAGUAGUGCCUUGCCUACCAAGUCAAAGAGUUGUGAAUCUUGGAGCAAGAAUAGUUAUAAGUUCAACAGAGGUUACAGACAUUGGAUAUCAGUCGAGAACAAGAGUGAAAUGGAAAAGAAAAGUAGCAAUGACCACAAGGAGACUACAACAAAUGAGGGGAGGUAAAAUAAUUCAAACAAGGUCAAAGAGGGAUGCUGCAGCAAAAAAUUCAAGCCAAAACGCAACAUCUAGAAUUUAGAACCUUUAACUACUUAGACUAUGUAUUAUGCAGAUUAAGUACUUCCUUUUGUUAAUAUUAUACCUGUCUAUUGGCUUCUUUUUGUUGAUACUGCACUUGUUUUGUUGGCCACCUAUUCUGCUUAUAGCAUACUCAAACAAUUUAUGCAAAUGAUCUGUUUGGUAUUGCUUUA
Molecule: messenger RNA, 1800 nt
Organism: Nicotiana tabacum (common tobacco)
Lineage: Eukaryota; Viridiplantae; Streptophyta; Magnoliopsida; Solanales; Solanaceae
Source: RefSeq, a predicted model, not a curated record